GGCGGGGCUGCGGGGGCGCGCGCGUGCGCAGCCGUUCCGCGGAGGGACGAGGCACAGCCGCGGAACCGCCGCCAGAUCCGCUCGCUGUCCACGCCGCCUGUCGCGCCGGCCGUCGCGCCGCCCGCCCCGCGUCCGCCGCCGCCGCCGCCGCCACCAUGGGAGUGCAGGUGGAGACUAUCUCCCCCGGAGACGGGCGCACCUUCCCGAAGCGCGGCCAGACCUGCGUGGUGCACUACACGGGGAUGCUUGAAGAUGGAAAGAAAUUCGAUUCCUCCCGGGACAGAAACAAGCCCUUCAAGUUUGUGCUGGGUAAGCAGGAGGUGAUCCGAGGCUGGGAAGAAGGGGUUGCCCAGAUGAGCGUGGGUCAGAGAGCCAAGCUGACUAUCUCCCCAGACUAUGCCUACGGCGCCACUGGGCACCCAGGCAUCAUCCCACCAAAUGCCACUCUCGUCUUUGAUGUGGAGCUUCUAAAACUGGAAUGACAGGAAUGGCCUCCUCCCUGAGCUCCCCAUUCUUGGAUGUGCCAUGGAAGGAUCUGGCGCCUCCAGAUGCACACAGCGAGUCCGUACGGAGCUUUUCCUGAUGUUCCACUACACUCUUUGUAUAAACAUCUUCCCUGACUGAAUGUGUUCUGUCACCGGCUUUGCUCUUCCCCUUUCUCCUCGUAUGUGUGUUGACCUGAACUAUAUGCCAUAAACCUCAAGUUACCCAUUUUAGUUUGUUUUUGUUUUGGGGUGAAGAUUGAGUUUCAGUCCUUUGGAUCUAGGUUUCCAGUUAAGUACUAGUCAAGUAUUAACAGCACAAAUAAUGGGUUAACUUUAGAAUAGGAAUUGGUGUUGGGGGGAGUGCAAGAAUCUUUAUUUUAUUUUAUUUUUUUUUGGAUGAAAGUUUUAUCUAUUAUAUAUUAAACAUUCUUGCUGCUGCGCUGCAAAGCCAUAGCAGAUUUGAGGCGCUUUUGAGGGCCGAAUUAUUCUCCAAGUUGAGAGAUGUCCUCGGGUUGAAUUAAAAGCCCUACCCAAAACUAGAGUGGGAACGGGAGAGCCUUUGCCUCCACUGUCCCACCCCCACCCUCCCCUUAACCCUCUGCCUUUUGAAAGCAGAUCAUUUUCACUGAGAUGUUGGACACUACAGGUGUGUGUCACCGGGCCAGCAGGGACCUCUGAAGCCUUCUUCAUGGCCUGGCUUUUUUUUUUUUUUUUUUCCCAUCCUGUGGUUUUUCUAAUGGAUAUUUAGGACUUUUGUAAUCUCAUAAGCUAUCCAGGCUCCACUUCCUAAAUUUUAAGAACUUUAAUCGAAAGUUAAAUUGAAGGUGCUGUUUGUAGACACUUAACACCCGUGAAAGCCCAGCCAUCAUGACAAAUCCCUGAGUGUUGUCUUAAGAAAAUGCUGCUGGCCAUCACAGCUUCAGCAUCUCCUGUUUUUGAUGCUCAGCUCCCCCUGCUGAACUCAGUUUCCUGGCUUCCCCUCCUCCCUCUCACCCUCUGCUGUCCUGUGUAGUGAUGUGGUGAGAGAAACUGCUGCCUACUCGCCCACCCCUGCCCCGCCCCUGCACUACAUAUGAGUUUCAAGUUUUAUUAUUGCAAUAAAAGUGCUUUAUGCUGGCUUUUCUCA
Kogia breviceps (pygmy sperm whale) is the source of this 1611-nucleotide messenger RNA. It is a transcript of the gene FKBP1A, whose product is annotated as FKBP prolyl isomerase 1A. Gene Ontology annotation, cellular component: cytoplasm; sarcoplasmic reticulum membrane. NCBI's taxonomy places the organism in Eukaryota, Metazoa, Chordata, Mammalia, Artiodactyla, Physeteridae. Gene Ontology annotation, molecular function: peptidyl-prolyl cis-trans isomerase activity. Gene Ontology annotation, biological process: protein peptidyl-prolyl isomerization; regulation of ryanodine-sensitive calcium-release channel activity. The record is from RefSeq and is a predicted model, not a curated record.